AUGCCGGCGAGCGCCGCCGAGAUGCAGGGGUUGCCGUCGUUGUCUCUCCCUGCGAGCGAGCGAGCGCCAACGUUUCAGGAGGCCUCUCUCUCGGUCGCCGACGCUGCAUACCCGGUGGUCAAGGGCCUGACCUCAAGGGCCGUCGCGCCGCUCGCUGGUAGAGCGGUCACGCUUGCCGCGACCGGCGAUCCAAAGGAGAUCAUCAAGACCAUUGAUGCGGGCCUCGACGCGUUCCUGUCGGUUCCUCCCGACCGCUUCUUUUCCACCGUGCGCUCUCUCAAGGCGGCCACUUCCGCAGCCGCGAAAGCUCCGUCCUGCAACCUCAUCUGCAUGCCUCCGGUGAGCAGCGUGGAGGACGUGGUCGCAAGCGCGUCCGCCAUCUCGGUUACCAGCCCGGACAAGCUCAAGGCCUUCGCCUUCCAGGGCGUCAUGUCGCUCGCCUCUGGCGACAAGCAGCAGUGCACUCAGGUCCUCGCCGAGACGCUCAAGUUCUCGCUGGACGAGCUCGUCCGGCUCAAGGACAGCAUCGGCGCGCUCCUCUUUGCGAUCGACAAUGCUGCGCAGGCCGCCGCGCCUCCCGUCAAGCUGCCGGCCGUCAAGACCUUCCCGAAGAAUUCGCGCAUCGAGCAGGCCGGCCUCGAGCUGGCGGACGGGCUCUACCCGAUAGUCGGCUCUCUCGAGGCCAAGGCUGUUGGCCCCCUCGCCGGCAGGGUCGUCACCCUCGCCGCCACCGGAGGCACACGCGGGAGGAGCACACACGAACGAGGUAAGGUAGCGGGUCGGAUGGCCAACGCACUGAGCGUCACCGACUCGACCAAGCUCAAGGUUUUCGUCUACCAAGCCGUCCGCUCCAUACAGUCGGGCGACCCGCAGCAGCUCAAAGCGGCCGCUGCCGAGGCGCGCCGAUUCGAGGCGUCGCUCAACCAGGCCGAGGUGCGGCGCGUGACGCGCUCCGUCUUCGACUUGCUCGACGCGGCGGGCGCGGAUCUCUCGCCGUCAGAAGUGGCGUGGGUGAACGGGUUUGUUGGGCUGACGUAG
This is a messenger RNA of Emiliania huxleyi CCMP1516, 1038 nucleotides long. RefSeq lists its product as hypothetical. The record is from RefSeq and is a predicted model, not a curated record. Lineage: Eukaryota; Haptophyta; Isochrysidales; Noelaerhabdaceae. The transcript is spliced from 4 exons. The coding region runs from base 1 to 1038 and encodes 345 amino acids.